CGCCGCCAGUAGCGCUCCACUCAUCGGCGCGUGGCGUGUGGCGCGGGCGGUCAGAGGUCAACAGGCGAUAUUUCCCACGGGAACUGAAGAUUCCUGCUGAGAACAUCGUGACAUCGUGGGAAUCCUGAGAAUACCAAGAGAAAAAUCGACGGAUCUAAAAAAGUCGGUCUCCACUAGAAAAGUCCUAUUAUCAUGUCUACCACCGGCACGGUCCCCAUUCGGCCCAGCCCCCAAAAGCCGGCUACCGCGUGCGUUCUGCUGGCACCUGCGCCGGUCGGGUCACGGUCUGACCCAACCCGCGGACCGCGUCGGCCUCUGCCACCCCCUCCAGGACGAAACGUGAAGCGUCGGGGUGCGUACUCCUCCUACGUACCGUCUCCACAGCCGACCAACGUCCUCCGCCGAAACGCCCGCGAGAGGAACCGCGUGAAGCAGGUCAACCACGGCUUCACGGCCCUGAGGAACCACAUCCCGGGCGCGGCCAAGAACAAGAAGCUGAGCAAGGUGGACACCCUGCGCCGCGCGAUGGAGUACAUCCAGAGCCUGCAGCGACAACUGGAGGAGCACGCCGAGGGCCGCCUGACGCCGCAGCAGCAGCCUUCACCGUCCUACCCGACCCCGCCGGCGGAGACAGCCUUCAGCGGGUACCUGCCGCCCACGGAAGGCAGCCCCUCCGUGUCGACCCAGAUGACCGGCUACCUCAGCCCGCCUGGCUACCUGCCCGCUCACGAUGACCAGUCGGGUGGCUACCUGACCCCGCAGAGCUCACCGGUCGCCUGUCAGCCGUCACCGCUGACACUCACCCCUUCCAGCCUGGCCAGCGUGGACAGCGGCGUGGGUCUGUCGGAGUCGAUGGGGUACCCGCUCGGCGCCGCUCACCCCUGUCCAGACACGCCGUCGCCGACUCCGACGGGGCAGAUGACCGCCGAGUAUGCGUUCCGAGAGGAGCUCAGCUGUCAGGAGCCGGAGCCGGACCUCAGCCCGGAGGACGAGGAGCUACUGGAUGCUAUUGCCUGGUGGCAGACCAGCCAGUGACAGCCGGCGCCUGAACACCCGUCGGCAUCAGGGAUCUAGUCAAUUACGGAGUUUCCGCUCGGCCCUUCACCGCCGGAACUGCAUCCGACACAUUUUGGCGGCCGGGCGCCGACAUCCGACGCCAGUGAGACGUCAUACUACAUGGCUACGUCACUGAUCGAGCAUCACCGGCUUCUCUCGGACAUCGUGGACAGUUGGAGGCUCUGUCCCGGCUGCUGACGAAUGACCAGGUGGUGGGUGAUCUGAGUGCCCGGUGCUCGGUCCGAGCCUCGAGGAGCAUCUGAGGAAGCCCAACUCGCCAACGGUCCUACUAGACACGCGACACACUGCAACCGAGAGGGUGGAGACGUACGUCUCCUUUCCACUUGCCGCAUGGGCGCGGGAACCGGGGGGGGCAGUGGGGGCAGCUUACCCCCCUAACUUUAGGGCCGUGGAGGCGGUGCCCCCACAACUUUAAGACGGAAUAUCGCACUUUUUUGCAAAUGUUUUCUUUUUUGUUGAAAAAACCAAGGGAUGAAAAAUAAGUGGCCUAAAACCGGCGAGAAAACUAAAUUUGGGGGUACCCUAGGCUGAUCUCUAUCAUGGUGUGCCCCCCCCAGUCUGAAAGUAGUUUCCGCGCCCCUGCCACUUGGUGGACGGGGACCGGAUGGCGUCGUAUGGGAAAAUUUCAGCAGCCCGGGAGGGGAGCAAAGAAAUGGGGCAUUCGUAUUCGGAUGCUGUGAUCAGUUGUUUAUGCAUGUUUGUGUGUUACAAUCUUUUCCUGACAUUGGUGUUUGAUAUGAUCUCGUUAAGAUUGUGAGAAAUGUUUUUCUGUUAAAAUGCUGAGAUAGCUGUGAAGUGUUAUGAGGGGCCUUUUGUAAUGAUACGCUUGGCGCAUGCAUGCUCGAUGACUGCUUUGUAAAAUGAUUGACGGCUCAUGUAAAAUACUUUGAAGGUGUUUGUAUUUUUAUA
This is a messenger RNA of Amphibalanus amphitrite, 1986 nucleotides long. Its product is annotated as achaete-scute homolog 1-like. The coding region runs from base 193 to 1035 and encodes 280 amino acids. Gene Ontology annotation, biological process: developmental process; regulation of transcription by RNA polymerase II. The record is from RefSeq and is a predicted model, not a curated record. The transcript is spliced from 3 exons. NCBI's taxonomy places the organism in Eukaryota, Metazoa, Arthropoda, Thecostraca, Balanomorpha, Balanidae. Gene Ontology annotation, molecular function: protein dimerization activity; RNA polymerase II transcription regulatory region sequence-specific DNA binding; DNA-binding transcription factor activity, RNA polymerase II-specific.